CCGCUGACUCACACGGAUAAAGUUAUUAAGGCGCGGUCCUCAGUUCUGUUCUUUUCUUCUCACUACAUUAUCUUGAGUUAGGGAGCUGGACAGAGAGUUAGAGGGGAGACUUUCAGAGAGACAGUCUUAGGGUGUGAGAGUUAGGGCGAGAGACGGUGAGAGUGAAAGAAAGACAGAGAGCGAGAAAGUGUUUUUGAGAGAGAUAGAGAGAGAGAAAGCGACUUACUGAGCGAGAGAAUAGGAAUUAUAAGAGUAGUGAGGCCUGUAUAGGAUGUCAUGAUAGACUAAGAUGUGAAGAAAGAUCUGCACCAUCUGCCUGUUCAGGCCCAGAGACCCAGACAGAGGCCCAGCAGUCUCACCCUGCAGCCUGAAGUAGAGAGGAGAGAGUGAGGGAGGUACUGUGUCUUGGCACACCAGCAACACACAGGACAUCCACAAACCAGAGAAAGAGAACAUGGAGACCCUCAUCAUCAAGAAUGAAGAGAAUACAGAAGAGAGUCAUCCCACAACUGGAAGCAAAGAUGUCACCACAUCCAUGAAAAACAUGUGGGACCUGAACCUAAACCAGGAACAAGAGGACCCAACAACAACGCACGAUAAACCAGGGGAGAACACCCAGCCUCAGAACCAGGAACAAGAGGACCCAACAACAACGCACGAUAAACCAGGGGAGAACACCCAGCCUCAGAACCAGGAACAAGAGGACCCAACAACAACGCACGAUAAACCAGGGGAGAACACCCAGCCUCAGAACCAGGAACAAGAGGACCCAACAACAACGCACGAUAAACCAGGGGAGAACACCCAGCCUCAGAACCAGGAACAAGAGCACCCAACAACAACGCACGAUAAACCAGGGGAGAACACCCAGCCUCAGAACCAGGAACAAGAGGACACAACAACAACGCACGAUAAACCAGGGGAGAACACCCAGCCUCAGAACCAGGAACAAGAGGACCCAACAACAACGCACGAUAAACCAGGGGAGAACACCCAGCCUCAGAACCAGGAACAAGAGGACCCAACAACAACGCACGAUAAACCAGGGGAGAACACCCAGCCCCAGACAAUCUCUAGCAGGUUUACUGUCACCCCAGAAGAUGUGCUGUGUGACUCCUGCAUUGAGAUCCCGUGCCGGGCCCAGAAGUCCUGCCUCACCUGCCUGGUGUCGUACUGCGAGGCCCACCUCAGACCCCACCUGGAGAACCAGAGGUUCCAGAAUCACCGGCUGGUGGAGCCCUUACAGGACAUCGAGUGUCGCACCUGUGAGGAGCACCAGCUACCGCUUGAACUAUACUGCCUGACGGACGGCUGCGGUGUGUGUGUGUGCUGCGAGUGUGAGGGACAGGGGCAUCUGGGGCACAAUACUGUACCUGUAGAGGAGGCUCGAAGACAGAUCCAGACAGAGCUGCAGAAGAAACAAGGGGAGAUUAUGAAGACCGUCUCAGUGGCAGAGAAUUCCAUUGGCAAGCUACAGAGCAACACUGCAUCCAUAGAGAGCUCGGUGGCAGGGGUACAUGCUGUGAUGGAGCAGCAGUUCUAUCUGCUGCAAGGGGCCGUAGAAGAGGCCCGGAGGAGGGCCACUGAGGUUCUGGAGGGGGAGCAGAGGCAGGCACUCAGCCAGGCCGAGGGCAUCCAGGCCCACCUGGAGCAGAAGAGCCAAGAGCUGAAGAAGACCCUGGCCAGAGUGGAGAGACUCUUCAGGAACAAGAGGGAUGUAGACUUCCUGCAGGAAUACUCAGAGUGGAAGACGGGGGCUGUGGAUGUCUGUCUGCCUGGGCUCUACAUCGGCCUCACAGAUCGCCUGGCCUCCUUCAGCUGCCUGCUCACUGAGUCCACCCAGGAACUGUGUGACCAGAUCAAGGCUACCUACAGGGACAAACUGAAGGACAUCUGCAGGACUGAGAAACUGGGCAUUACAACCAUGGUCCAUCCCAAGAUGUCAAAGUCUUUUUCACUGCCUGAGCCUGAGAUGCGAGACGACUUCCUCACGUAUGCCAGCAGUCUGACCUUUGACCCAGACACUGUCCACAAGUUCCUGAGACUAACCGAAGACGACAGGAAGGUGACCAACACCACGCCCUGGCAGCACAGCUACCCAGACACGCCCGAACGCUUCGAGUACUGGCGCCAGGUGAUGACCUCAGAGAGCCUCUACCUGGGCCGACACUACUUUGAGGCAGAGCUGAGUGGGGAGGGCGUGCACGUGGGACUCACCUACAAGAGCAUCGACCGGAAAGGCGUGGAGAGAGGCAGCUGCAUCACAGGAAAUGACUUCUCGUGGAGCCUCGGAAGGGAGGGGCGGAGCUUUUCCACUUGGCAUGCUGAUAUGGAGGCGGUCGUGGAAGCCACAAGUGUGUUCACGAGAAUCGGCAUCUACAUCGACUUUGACUCAGGCUCAUUAGCUUUCUAUGGUGUGACUGACAUCGCUAUGACACUCCUCUACAGGUACAAGGCUGAGUACAUGGAGCCCUUGUAUCCUACUGUCUGGCUCUCAAAGAAGGACAGUGUGGUGUUAUUGGUUGGUCCUAAGGACCCCCCACUAAUGAAGAGCUCAACUCUGCCUGCCACCCCCAUCACUCCCAUGGCAACAUCAGCUCCUGUCAGUCCAGAAUCAUAAUACUUUGACUGCAGAAGUGUAGUUAGGUUAAAGAGGCGGACCAGUACACAUUUCUGUUUCUCACAAAUACAAUAAAGUAUCUAUUCUAUUCAUAAGCAGUUGCCUUAAGUGUCUGAUACUGUAGUUAUUUAACAGGACCCAGCAUCAAGUAUCACAAGACAACAGACAUGGACUUUACAGGGGGUGUCUGCACUCAUCCAGGACCUAUAUACUAGGCGGUGUCUGCACUCAUCCAGGACCUAUAUACUAGGCGGUGUCUGCACUCAUCCAGGACCUCUAUACUAGGCGGUGUCUGCACUCAUCCAGGACCUCUAUACUAGGCAGUGUCUGCACUCAUCCAGGACCUAUAUACUAGGCGGUGUCUGCACUCAUCCAGGACCUCUAUACUAGGCGGUGUCUGCACUCAUCCAGGACCUCUAUACUAGGCGGUGUCUGCACUCAUCCAGGACCUCUAUACUAGGCGGUGUCUGCACUCAUCCAGGACCUAUAUACUAGGCGGUGUCUGCACUCAUCCAGGACCUCUAUACUAGGCGGUGUCUGCACUCAUCCAGGACCUAUAUACUAGGCGGUGUCUGCACUCAUCCAGGACCUCUAUACUAGGCGGUGUCAGAGGAAGGCCCAGUACAUCACUGGGGAAAACCAUCCUGCCAUCCAGGACCUAUAUACCAGGCGGUGUCAGAGGAAGGCCCAGUACAUCACUGGGGAAAACCAUCCUGCCAUCCAGGACCUAUAUACUAGGCGGUGUCAGAGGAAGGCCCAGUACAUCACUGGGGAAAACCAUCCUGCCAUCCAGGACCUAUAUACCAGGCGGUGUCAGAGGAAGGCCCAGUACAUCACUGGGGAAAACCAUCCUGCCAUCCAGGACCUAUAUACUAGGCGGUGUCAGAGGAAGGCCCAGUACAUCACUGGGGAAAACCAUCCUGCCAUCCAGGACCUAUAUACCAGGCGGUGUCAGAGGAAGGCCCAGUACAUCACUGGGGAAAACCAUCCUGCCAUCCAGGACCUAUAUACUAGGCGGUGUCAGAGGAAGGCCCAGUACAUCACUGGGGAAAACCAUCCUGCCAUCCAGGACCUAUAUACUAGGUGGUGUCAGAGGAAGGCCCAAAAACUUCCCUAGAUUCCAGUCACCCAACUCAUAGACUGUUCUCUCUACUACCGCACGGCAAGCGGUACCAGAGCGCCAAGUCUAGGACCAAAAGGCUCCUUAACAGCUUCUUCCUCAAGCUAUAAGACUGCUGAACAAUUAAUCAAAUAGCCACCCAGACUUUGUUUUUACACUGCUGCUACUCACUGUUUAUUAUCUAUGUACAAAAUUACCUCGACUAACCUGUACCCCUGCACAUUGACUUGGUACCGGUACCCCCUGUAUAUAGCCUUGUUAUUGUUAUGUAAUUUUAUUGUGUUACUUUUUAUUUAACUUUAGUUUAUUUUAGUAAAUAUUUUCUUAACUCUAUUUCUUGAACUGCAUUGUUGGUUAAGGGUUUGUAAGUAAGCAUUUCACAGUAAGGUCUGGACCUGUUGUAUUUGGCACAUGUGACAAAUAUAAUUUGAUUUGAUAUAGAACAAACAUGACACUGAGGGAUUGAGUAAUAACUUUUAACUGCCCUUUUUAUUGGAACAGGUUAGCAAGUGACUGACUUGCUAACUACUGUGAUUGGUCUUUCAUAUGCAAAAACAUACUAUGUUUAUUUGACAUUGUGCUGAGUACUAACUACCAAGAUGAGUUAAAGGGCUGUCUUUCAUUGUUGUGUCAAUGGUCAAUCUAAUGUAAAUCAUAUUAACAAUGUGAUAAAGCUUUUGUCAAAUCUU
Oncorhynchus nerka (sockeye salmon) is the source of this 4429-nucleotide messenger RNA. RefSeq names its product tripartite motif-containing protein 16-like. The transcript is spliced from 6 exons. Gene Ontology annotation, molecular function: zinc ion binding; protein binding. Bases 455 to 2620 code for a protein of 721 amino acids. Lineage: Eukaryota; Metazoa; Chordata; Actinopteri; Salmoniformes; Salmonidae. The record is from RefSeq and is a predicted model, not a curated record.